Molecule: messenger RNA, 567 nt
Organism: Brenthis ino (lesser marbled fritillary)
Lineage: Eukaryota; Metazoa; Arthropoda; Insecta; Lepidoptera; Nymphalidae
Source: the annotation of a GenBank genome assembly
AUGUUUUUCACAGUUGUGUCAACUAUUCGAGGAGUUUCGGCAUUCGCCAAACAAGCAUCCGUUAGAGCGAUACACACGACUUUAUGCACCAUGGCUCCAAUUAAGGUUGGCGACAAAUUACCGGCUGUAGAUUUGUUCGAAGAUUCUCCAGCUAACAAAGUGAAUAUUUGCGAUUUGACCGCUGGGAAGAAGGUAGUGUUGUUUGCUGUACCCGGCGCCUUUACUCCUGGCUGCUCCAAGACACACCUGCCAGGAUACGUUCAGAGUGCUGAUAAGAUGAAGUCUGAAGGAGUCGCCGAAAUUGUUUGUGUGUCUGUAAAUGAUCCUUAUGUGAUGGCGGCUUGGGGAGCCCAACACAAUACUAAAGGAAAGGUUCGCAUGCUUGCUGAUCCCAGUGGCAAUUUUGUCAAGGCUUUAGAUCUUGGUGUUAAUCUUCCACCACUUGGAGGACUACGUUCAAAAAGAUUUUCCAUGGUUAUCAAUGAUAGCACUGUUGAGGAAUUGAAUGUAGAACCUGAUGGAACAGGUCUUUCUUGCUCCCUUGCAGACAAAAUAAAAUUGAAGAAU